This is a messenger RNA of Aspergillus tanneri, 828 nucleotides long. RefSeq lists its product as uncharacterized. Gene Ontology annotation, molecular function: RNA binding. NCBI's taxonomy places the organism in Eukaryota, Fungi, Ascomycota, Eurotiomycetes, Eurotiales, Aspergillaceae. The record is from RefSeq and is a predicted model, not a curated record. Gene Ontology annotation, biological process: mRNA splicing, via spliceosome. Gene Ontology annotation, cellular component: catalytic step 2 spliceosome; precatalytic spliceosome; U2 snRNP. Bases 1 to 828 code for a protein of 275 amino acids. The transcript has 3 exons.
AUGAACAGUAUUCGUCAGAUCCAGGCGCUCAACAAGCGCGAACUUGAAAAUGCCAUUCCCCCUGAAGCUUCAUGGCAUGCCGACUACCGAGAUACUGCCUACAUCUAUAUCGGUGGCCUCCCUUACGACCUAUCAGAAGGUGACAUCGUAACCAUCUUUUCGCAAUACGGCGAGCCUGUCCACGUGAAUCUUGUCCGCGAUAAGGAAACGGGGAAGAGUCGAGGGUUUGCGUUCCUUAAAUAUGAAGACCAGAGAAGCACAGAUUUGGCUGUGGAUAAUCUAGGCGGCGCGACGGUACUGGAUAGAAUACUGCGCGUUGACCAUGUCAGGUACAAGAAACGUGAUGAUGAGGAAGGAGACAACGUUGCAAAGCUCAUGGGUGAUACGGAUGGGAAAAGUGGCCACUACUGGGGCUCAGAUGAUGAGCGACAAAAACGAAAGAAGAGAAGAAGCAGUGAAUCGGAUGAUGAGCCCCGGCAACGGCCGUUGCUCAAGGAAGAGAUGGAGCUUGAGGAGUUGAUAAAAAAUCACGAUGACGAGGACCCGAUGAAAGAAAAUCAUCGCGGAGAAGAAACACCAGCCGAGAAAGAUCAAGUCGCCAUCGCCAUCACCGCCAUCAUCGCCACCGAUAUGAGAAGCGUCGGUCGCGUUCACGGGAGAAGAGCCGUCGGGAUUACCGGUCACAAUCAAGAGAGGGGCGGUCCUAUAGAACCAGAUCCCCAUCGCGGAAAGAGAGAGCCUACAGAGAUAGGACACCAGUGGGAUCCCGAUCACCUGAACCACGACGUACUAAAGACAGGCACGAGCGACACCGAUAAAGGCAUUUAA